AUGGCUGGAGCCCGGAGAGGGCUGGUGGCACCUCAGAACACUUUUCUGGAGAACAUAGUCAGAAGAUCUAACGACACCAACUUCGUGUUGGGAAACGCUCAGAUCGUGGACUGGCCCAUCGUCUACAGCAACGAUGGUUUCUGCAAACUGUCCGGGUACCACCGGGCCGAGGUCAUGCAGAAGAGCAGCAGCUGCAGCUUUAUGUACGGCGAGCUCACAGACAAAGAAACGACGGAGCAGGUUCGACUGACGUUCGAGAACUACGAGACGAACUCUUUUGAGAUCCUGAUGUACAGAAAGAACAGGACGCCCGUGUGGUUCUUCGUGAAGAUCGCGCCCAUCCGGAAUGAACAGGAGAAGGUGGUUCUCUUCCUCUGCACGUUUAAUGACAUCACAGCCUUCAAACAGCCAAUCGAGGACGACUCUUCCAGAGGUUGGGGUAAAUUUGCACGUCUGACCCGAGCUCUAACCAGCAGUCGAGGAGUCCUGCAGCAGCUCCAGCCGUCUGUACACAAGGGAGAAAACGUCCAUAAGCACUCGCGGCUGGCUGAGGUGCUGCAGCUGGGCUCGGAGAUCCUGCCUCAGUACAAGCAGGAGACGCCGAAGACGCCGCCGCACAUCAUCCUGCACUACUGCGCCUUCAAGACCACGUGGGACUGGGUGAUCCUCAUCCUCACCUUCUACACGGCCAUCAUGGUGCCCUACAACGUCUCCUUCAAGACCAAGCAGAACAACGUGGCCUGGCUGGUGGUGGACAGCGUGGUGGACGUCAUCUUCCUGGUGGACAUCGUGCUGAACUUCCACACCACCUUCGUGGGGCCGGCGGGCGAGGUCAUCUCCGACCCCAAGCUCAUCCGCAUGAACUACCUGAAGACGUGGUUCGUCAUCGACCUGCUGUCCUGCCUGCCUUAUGAUGUCAUCAACGCCUUCGAGAACGUCGAUGAGGGUAUCAGCAGCCUCUUCAGUUCCCUGAAGGUGGUCCGGCUGCUGCGUCUGGGCCGGGUGGCACGGAAGCUCGACCACUAUAUCGAAUACGGCGCCGCCGUGCUGGUCCUGCUGGUUUGCGUGUUCGGACUGGCCGCCCACUGGCUGGCCUGCAUCUGGUACAGCAUCGGCGACUAUGAGGUCAUCGACGAGGACCGGAACAUGGCGCGGCAGGACAGCUGGCUCUACAUGCUGGGCGAGACGGCGGGCACGCCCUACCGCUUCAACGUCUCGGGUUCGGGCCGGUGGGAGGGCGGCCCCAGCAAGAACUCCGUCUACAUCACCUCGCUCUACUUCACCAUGACCAGUCUGACCAGCAUCGGCUUCGGCAACAUCGCGCCCACCACCGACGGCGAGAAGAUCUUCGCCGUGGCCAUGAUGAUGAUCGGAUCUCUGCUGUACGCCACCAUAUUCGGUAACGUCACCACCAUCUUCCAGCAGAUGUACGCCAACACCAACCGCUACCACGAGAUGCUGAACAGCGUGCGCGACUUCCUCAAGCUCUACCAGGUUCCUAAAGGCCUGAGCGAGAGAGUGAUGGACUACAUCGCCUCCACGUGGUCCAUGUCCCGCGGCAUCGACACCGACAAGGUGCUGCAGAUCUGCCCCAAGGACAUGCGCGCCGACAUCUGCGUCCACCUGAACCGGAAGGUGUUCAAGGAGCAUCCUGCGUUCCGAUUGGCCAGCGACGGCUGCCUGCGCGCGCUCGCCAUGGAGUUCCAGACCAUCCACUGUGCCCCGGGGGACCUGAUCUACCACGCCGGCGAGAGCGUGGACACGCUGUGCUUCGUGGUGUCGGGGUCGCUCGAGGUCAUCCAGGACGACGAGGUGGUCGCCAUACUGGGUAAGGGUGACGUGUUCGGCGACGUCUUCUGGAAGGAGCUAACGCUAGCUCAGUCAUGCGCUAACGUGCGAGCGCUGACCUACUGCGACCUGCACGUGAUCAAGCGCGACGCCCUGCAGAAGGUCCUGGAGUUCUACACGCCGUUCUCCAACCACUUCUCACGCAACCUGCUGCUCACCUACAACCUCCGCAAACGCAUCGUGUUCAGGAAGAUCAGCGAUGUGAAGCGUGAGGAGGAGGAGCGUCUGAAGAGGAAGAACGAAGCCCCGCUCGACCUCCCCCCCGAUCACCCGGUGCGCCGCCUAUUCCAGCGCUUCAGGCAGCAGAAAGAGGCGCGGCUGGCUGCAGAACGCACCAAUCCCGACGAUCUCGACAUCGAGAAGGGCCACGCCCAUAACGACAUCAUAACUCACCACCCGGUACCCACCACCAGCAUCGUCACGGUUACAGAAAGCCCGGCGACACCAGUGGCGUCCAAGCCCGCUCCCGGUCGCAUCCCGAAUCUGUCGGACCGGUCGAAAUUACGGGCGCCCGACACGCUGGGCGUGUUCCAGUCGUCGGAGGGGCGCGCCGCGCGUGGGUGGGCGCGGCUCCGGGAGAACAGGGCUCAGCCGGAGAGCUGGGCUCACGUAGCCAAAGCCGAAUCUAUGGAGACGCUCCCGGAGCGCGGCUGCAAGUCAACCGAACCCGGGGUCCUGAAAAAGACCGACUCGUGCGACAGCGGGAUCACGAAGAGCGACCUGAGGCUGGACGAGGGCGGCGGGGCGAGGACGCCCGCGGCACGGAGUCCGGUCGGCCAACCGGACACGGAGCCCUCGCCCGGCGCCACGCCCACCCCGGAGUACACGCUGAACCACGCGCUGCAGGAGCUGCGGUCCGACCUCAGGGCUGAGCUGGCGCUGCUCGGGGGUCGCGUCCAGGCGAUGGAGUCGCAGCUGGCGGAGGUGUUACGGUUGCUCCGGCGCAGGACCACCGUACAGACUCCGCCCCUCUUCCACAUCUCGCACCCGGCAUCGCCCGACUCGGACAGGGAGGACAUCUUCUCCUGAGAUACGGGUGUGGUGCUCUCGUUUCCAUAACGACAGGGAUGUUUGUAUGUUUUGUAUGAUGCUGGAGGUUUCCGCCUUGGUCGCUCGUAUCAUUUAAUAUACAUCAUAUGGACAAAAGUAUUGGGACGUCAUAUAAAGCAAAUUAUAUGCAUCCAGCUUUGCAGCAGCAGUUUAGGGAAGGCCCUAAACUGACCGUAUCUGUACCAUAUCUGACCGUAUCAGACCGUAUCUGUACCAUCAGUGCUGGUUAUUAGAUAAACAGCCACGCCCUAAAAUCUAAAAUCUAUAGAUACUAAAUGAGACUCAUUACAGGCGCCAGAAUGUAUUACUGACUACAUUUCCCAGACUCCCUUGCUCCCUUGUUACAUGUGUAACUACGUGGUUUAAAUACACUGCAUGGUCAAAAGUAUUGGGACGCCCCUUCUAAUUACUGAAUAGACGUGUUUCAGCCACGACAGUUACUAUCAGGUGUAAUAAAUCAGUCAUAUAAAGGGAAUGAUGUGUAAUAAAUUAUCAU
Messenger RNA from Trichomycterus rosablanca, 3394 nucleotides. RefSeq names its product potassium voltage-gated channel, subfamily H (eag-related), member 1a (gene kcnh1a). The record is from RefSeq and is a predicted model, not a curated record. Gene Ontology annotation, biological process: regulation of membrane potential; potassium ion transmembrane transport. Gene Ontology annotation, cellular component: plasma membrane. The transcript is spliced from 11 exons. Gene Ontology annotation, molecular function: delayed rectifier potassium channel activity. The coding region runs from base 1 to 2877 and encodes 958 amino acids. NCBI's taxonomy places the organism in Eukaryota, Metazoa, Chordata, Actinopteri, Siluriformes, Trichomycteridae.